Molecule: messenger RNA, 1452 nt
Organism: Haliotis rubra (blacklip abalone)
Lineage: Eukaryota; Metazoa; Mollusca; Gastropoda; Lepetellida; Haliotidae
Product: trafficking protein particle complex subunit 3-like
Exons: 5
Coding region: 94-636 (180 amino acids)
Biological process (GO): endoplasmic reticulum to Golgi vesicle-mediated transport; intra-Golgi vesicle-mediated transport
Cellular component (GO): TRAPP complex; cis-Golgi network membrane; cytosol
Source: RefSeq, a predicted model, not a curated record
AAUACUUCCGGUUGUGGGAGGAAAAUUUUACAAGUUGACACAGAGGACGUAUUUUGUAAAGAUUGCUAUCGUUUUCAGUCGUAUAUUUGGGAAAUGUCACGUCAGGCAUCAAGAGGAGGUGAUCCUAGAAAAGUGAAUGGAGAGUUAUUUACACUAACAUAUGGAGCACUUGUUGCUCAGCUGAUGAAAGAUUAUGAAAAUGAUGAUGAAGUCAACAAGCAGCUGGAAAAGAUGGGUUACAACAUCGGUGUUCGUCUCAUCGAAGAUUUCCUGGCUCGAGCCAACAUUGGAAGAUGCAGUGACUUCCGGGAAACAGCUGACAUAGUAGCAAGGGUAGCUUUCAAGAUGUACCUGGGCAUCCAGCCAGUUGUCAGCAACUGGAGUGCAGCAGGAGAUGAAUUCUCUCUGCUCAUUGAGAACAAUCCCUUGACGGAUUUCGUGGAACUACCAGAUGGACACAAUGCUCUCCACUACUCCAACCUACUCUCUGGGGUUCUCAAAGGAUCCCUCGAAAUGGUACAGAUGGACGUUGAUGUCCGGUUUGUCCAGGAUCAGCUAAAGGGAGAUAACAUCACUGAAAUCCGACUCAAGUUCAUUAAGCGACUAGAAGAUGCGAUACCUGCUGGUGAAGACUAGGAAUAUACACCUUUGUCAUGACUCACAGAUAUGUCUCCUGGCAGAGAGCAAAGGGUUAUUGCCACUGUGUCAGUAUGUGAUGGCAAGUUUUGCUCGCUGGAGACAAGUAUUCAAGUUGUGAAUAAUGCCUCCAUGGUUUUGAAUGCGGUUUCACACAGAUCAUCCACUCUGGAACAUAUUCAUAGCUACUUGUGGAAUUAAACUUUAGUGUAUGAAGUAGUGUAAAUACGUUUAACUAUUCCGCUAGUCAUAUUAGCAUUGCAAGUGUAAUAAUGGUGAAGGAGCAUCCUGCUGGGUAAAGUGUCUUCGUCACUCCUAGCCAAGGCUCUGAAGCCCAGUUUUAUUUUCUUCUUUAACAUUUCUUCAGGCUAUUUGGCCAGUUGAAGACAGACAUGCUAGGGAGUAUGGCUGUUCAAAUCCCGACAUAUGAGUGGUAAACCCUUGUGAAAACAAGGCUGUAGCACUUGUAGACUCCGUGAUGACAUUAUACAUAGGUAAUGAUAUCUUAUGACAUUCAACAGUUGUGGAUAUUUGUCCCAGCUUAUACUUUGCUACAUUUGGACCUGAAUGCAGCCUGUGAAAUUCACCCUAGUCUGCCAGUCUAGAGUCCAAAACCUGCACUGAGGACAAGUGAAAACACAAUGAUGGCGGUCCUUAUUGACUGCAUUUGAGGGCUAUACAUUUUAAAAAUUCUGAACCAGCUUUCAAUCCUUCAACUUUGCUUCAAGUUGGAACCAAAUAAGACUGGCAGAAAAUCUAGACAUGCUAAGCAGUAUAAUCUUUCUUAGGGCUCCAGAUAAGGGGCGUAUGUACGGA